CCAAGCUAAUUAAACAUGGUCCAAGCCAUCAUGCCAUGUCUAUGACAAUGGUCAAUCUCCCUUCUAUUUUUGCCACAAUUAGCUUUCUUUUCUUCAUGGCCAUUGUCAACAAAUCCUUCUCAACACCAAGAACACUUGGCAAUCCAGCUCCAGCUCUAGCUCCAGCUCCAACCCAUAAUCAUCACUAUCACAGCCACCCCAAAAUUACAUUCCUAAUGCAAAAUGUCCUAAAUGUUACUCGCCCUUCACAAAAGCCUGCAACAACUGAGUUCAGCAGUCUAAUACCAUUUCCUAAACCUUUAGGCUAUUUUCCUCCCAAUGGAGGCAUCCCCUUACCUCAAUCCAAUCCCACUGUUCCAAUCACUGGACUACCGACACAUACGUUUGAUUUUUCGGACAUGGGUCUACCGUUUCCGGCUAGGGCUACCCUACCAGAAUUGGAAUAUGGAAGUGUGACAGAAAUUGAUGAACAUUUAUUUGAAGGAACAACAUAUGGCUCUUCAGUAGUUGGAAAAGCACAAGGGAUUUUUGUUGGGAGCUCAGAAGAUGGAACUAGCCAUAUGGUAGCAAUGACAGCACAUUUUGGAUGGGGUGAGUUUAAGGAUGGAGUGAAAUUUUUUGGAGUGUACAAGAAAGAUGUGACUGAGUCUCAUAUUGCAGUAAUUGGUGGUGUUGGGAAAUAUGAUGGUGCUAAUGGCUAUGCAGUAAUAAAGGCUGCAGGGGACGAAAGCAGAACCAAGAAACUCCUAUCGUUUAAUGUUUAUCUAAGUUAGACAAAACCAUUUACUCGAAAAAUGUCAAGAAUAUUAUAUACGAUUGUUAUAAGGAGCUAAUAGUCUCUCCUUUCUCUCUUGUUUUAACUUGAAGAACUUUACAUAAACAUGUAGCCACCUUCUUCCAUUUGUUCUCCCAAGAUUCUAACUGUAAUAAAUAAUUGAAUCAGUCUUGACUCUUGCUCUUCAA
Molecule: messenger RNA, 963 nt
Organism: Ricinus communis (castor bean)
Lineage: Eukaryota; Viridiplantae; Streptophyta; Magnoliopsida; Malpighiales; Euphorbiaceae
Product: dirigent protein 18
Exons: 1
Coding region: 36-773 (245 amino acids)
Source: RefSeq, a predicted model, not a curated record